Messenger RNA from Zasmidium cellare ATCC 36951, 1206 nucleotides. RefSeq lists its product as uncharacterized. NCBI's taxonomy places the organism in Eukaryota, Fungi, Ascomycota, Dothideomycetes, Mycosphaerellales, Mycosphaerellaceae. The transcript is spliced from 2 exons. The record is from RefSeq and is a predicted model, not a curated record. Bases 1 to 1206 code for a protein of 401 amino acids.
AUGGCGUCGCGUUUGGAGUCGCUGCCGCCAGAGCUAUUGAUCCGACUUGUGGAAUACUUCCCACGGCCAUCGGACCUGAGGGCGCUCUGCUUGACAAGCAAGGCACCGGGGGUACCCGCCACGACGCAGCUGUACCAUGACGUGACUGGUAUAGACGCAGUGCAUGGGUGGACGCGCUCCGAUCUUAGCACUACAGUGCUUGCGAAGGCCAAUCCCGGGCUGGCGCAGAUCCGCAAGCUCCGGUUCGACACUGUCGCUCCCGUGGAACAACCAGAUGUGGGCAUCGUGGCUAAGGUAUUGAAGGCUUUGCCGGGCAGUAGCCUCCGGGGAUUUGACUGUAGCCCAUGCACGGUGGCCGAGGAUACCAUGAUCACGUUGAUGAUGAGGCAGCACAAGCUCGUCACCCUUGGUCUGGGUCCACUGACGUUCAAUCCAAUGCCAUUCGUACAAGCCGGCUUGUUGGAUGUCUCUGCUUUCGCGAAGCUGGAAGACCUCGACAUCCCUCAGGUCAUCGGAAGUCAGCACGAUCUUGAGCUGUACCAACUCAUCAUCGAGAAAGCCUCCCUUCGCCGUCUAGCUAUCCGAACCACGACCCUUCGCAGUGAGAAUGCAUUCAAUCUGGACGACGAGAAGGACCACGAUGGCUUGAUUUCUAAGAUCCUGUUCAAGCACAUCAGAGACGCCGGGCCAAAUACAAGGAUGCAACUCCAUGUCCUUAUACUGGACGAUAUGGAUCUCGAAUGGUCAGAUCGCACGUUCUCUCGUUACUUCGACUGGUCUAUGCUGAAAGAGCUGGCAAUAUUGCAAUGCGAUGGUACCGCGAACCUAAUCAAGCGUCUGACCCAACACGUCAUCCAGCACGGUGGCCAGCUUAAGAGAUUCUACUAUGUGUCAUGCACAGACGAGCCUAUCGACUCCAGCGUGGUUGAGGCGUUUCUGAGCUCAGUCGAAGGCUUGGCGGACUUGUCUCUGGUCGGCAUCGACAACUUCUCCCUUCUCAACUUGGAUGUCUUGGCCAGACACUGCAGCACCCUCAAGUGGCUUAUGGUUCUUCCAGACGGCAUCGGUAACACGGGCUGCAUCGAGAUGGGCAUCGACUUGCGUUUCUUCUCCGUCGUCGCCAAAUGCCAGAAGCUUCGGCAAGUCGCCCUCCCCCUUCCCAAGAUCGACCUACCCAGAACACCGGACGGCUUCGCCCUCUCGUAA